This is a messenger RNA of Xiphias gladius (swordfish), 1374 nucleotides long. Its product is annotated as 5-hydroxytryptamine receptor 3A-like. Gene Ontology annotation, molecular function: extracellular ligand-gated monoatomic ion channel activity; neurotransmitter receptor activity; transmembrane signaling receptor activity. Gene Ontology annotation, cellular component: membrane; neuron projection; synapse. The transcript has 9 exons. The record is from RefSeq and is a predicted model, not a curated record. Lineage: Eukaryota; Metazoa; Chordata; Actinopteri; Istiophoriformes; Xiphiidae. Gene Ontology annotation, biological process: chemical synaptic transmission; regulation of membrane potential; signal transduction. Bases 1 to 1374 code for a protein of 457 amino acids.
AUGGCCAGGCUCACAGUCAAUCUUCCACAUCCAAGACCUUUAGCUGGGUGCAGUUGCAUCAUGCUGAACUGCUCUCAACCUAACAUGCCUUCCCUGCUGGAGGCUCUCAAACCGGUCUUCAAACUGAGCUCCAUUCGACCUGUCAUGAAUAUGUCAACCCCCACCAACGUCAGCAUUACCUUCACCCUGUUUGGCAUUUUGGGGGUGGAUGAAAAGGCCCAAAUCUUGACAACGUUUAUCUUCCAAACUUUAGUAUGGAGAAAUGAGUUCAUCAGGUGGGACCCAGAACAGUGCGGUUCUUUAAGGAUUUCAGUUCCAAGAAAAAUGCUCUGGGUACCAGAUGUGGUCAUCAAUGAAUUUAUGGAGAAGAACUCAGCUCCAUUUGCCCCGUACAACUAUCUGAAUUUUAAUGGCUUCGUUACUGAUGCACAGCCUGUCAAAGUGGUCAGCUCCUGCAGGCUCGACAUAUACAUGUUUCCAUUUGACAUCCAGAACUGCAGCUUAAGCUUCAACUCCUACCUACACCGUAUGGAUGCUCUGCGGAUUGACCACUCAGCAUCUGCAGAGGAAAUAUUUGAAUCCUCUAAAGAAUGGAUGGUAACAAUGGGUGAGUGGGAACUCAUUGGAAUCACCAUGAAGAAAUACGAAUUACCAGCUUCUGAUGACAAGAUGUAUGAGGAACUUCGCUUCUAUGUCUCAAUGAGACGUCGGGCCACCAUGUAUGUGAUGAACCUGCUGAUCCCCAGCUGCUUCCUCAUUACACUGGACCUCUUCAGCUUCCUGCUGCCCCCACAAAGCGUGGACCGUGCCUCCUUGAAGAUGACCCUCAUCCUGGGCUACACCGUCUUCCUGCUCAUCAUGAACGACCUGCUGCCUAUCACUGGAAACACCAUACCUCUCAUAAAUGUGUUCCUGUCUCUGUGCCUGGCUCUGAUGGUGGCCAGUCUAGUGGAGAUUAUCCUCAUUACCAACCUGCUGUGUGGCUCCGCUAACUACUCUCCAGCUCCUCGCUGGAUCAGAGUAUUUGUUCUUCAUAUCCUGGGGCGACUGGUAUGGCUUCCUCCAAAGCCCAGAGAUCUACAAGACAACACUGUCAUCCAAAAUCCUGCAGCACAAGAGGUCAACGACGCUCCAGAGCAGAAAGGAACACUGAAUGAGGACAAGGCCCUGGAGGAGCUCAGGAGCCUGAGUAGGGACCUCCAGGCUCUCCGCCUUCAGGUGGAGCAGCAGCUGGGUGGAAACCAGAGCUCAGAGGAGUGGAUCCAGGUGGGUUUCGUCAUAGAACGCCUGCUGUUUGGCCUCUACAUCCUCUUCAUAUCGGUCAGCUUCAUUACCAUCAUCAUUCUCUGGGUGCAGUCAAACACCUCAACCUGA